GUGGAAGAAUAAUUAGAAAAUUCUAAUAAAUGAAACAUAAGGAGAGAGAGCAUGUUGUAGGCCUGUAAGAAUGUGUUUGGUUUAAGAUUUUUAAAACAUAAGCAAGCAACUGCCCGGUGUCAUGAUUGGACGGACGGUGGGCGAGUAGUACGGAAUCCAUUGCGCCCAUAUUCAUGCCAUCAUCCUAAUUCCAAACAACUACUCUAUUUAUUUUUGUAGUAUAAACACUCUCCAAUUAAGGUCAUAAUAACUAGCUAUUCAUCUAAGCAUGUCAAAGUCAAUCAGUCGUAGUAAUGGUGGUAGUGGCGGUGGUGAUAGUUUUAGGACGGAGUUGCUGUCUCCUGCUGCUCAGUCUGUGGUCGAUCACUCCAUACCUUUGGGGUCGUCGAAUACAUGGAAAGUCAACACCAGCGAUUUCCAUCUUCCACAACACCGCUCUUAUGAUCAUCAAUCUUUCACUUUCCUUCGUCUACUUCGCGCUUUCAGGAAUCAGAAAAGAGUUGCUGAAUACUACAAAAAUCAACAAAGGCUGCUUGAAGGAUACAAUGAGAUGGACACAAUUAAUGAAUGUGGUUAUUUACCUGGAAGUCUUACCGAGGAUGAAAUGAAGAAACUAGCUAAGGGUGAAAGCAUGGCGAUUUAUGUGUCAAACGCGGCAAAUAUGGUUCUUUUCAUUGCUAAAGUCUACGCUUCUGUUGACAGCAGAUCGUUGGCUGUAAUUGCGUCGACCUUAGACUCCCUAUUAGACCUCUUAUCUGGAUUUAUUCUGUGGUUCACUUCUCAUGCAAUGAAAACACCAAAUCAGUACCGCUAUCCAAUUGGAAAGAAGAGAAUGCAGCCAGUGGGUUUAGUUGUCUUUGCAUCCGUAAUGGCGACCUUAGGACUACAAAUAUUGUUCGAGUCCGGUAGACAACUCAUAACUAAGUCUCAUCCUGAUAGGGACCAUGAAAAGGAAAAAUGGAUGAUUGGAAUUAUGGCUUCUGUCACUGUGAUAAAGUUUGUGCUUAUGGUCUAUUGCCGAAGAUUCAAAAAUGAAAUCAUAAAGGCCUAUGCUCAAGACCAUUUCUUUGAUGUAAUUACCAAUUCAAUCGGAUUAGCGACAGCAGUCUUAGCCAUCCAAUUCUACUGGUGGAUUGAUCCUACUGGAGCUAUCAUUAUAGCGAUCUACACAAUGGGCACGUGGGCAAGGACGGUGCUGGAAAAUGUGUGGUCACUUAUUGGAAGAACAGCUCCACCAGAUUUUCUUGCAAAGUUGACCUAUCUAGUAUGGAAUCACCAUGAAAGGAUCAAACACAUUGACACAGUUAGAGCAUAUACUUUUGGGACACAUUAUUUUGUGGAGGUUGAUAUAGUGCUGCCUGAGGAUAUGUUUCUGAACCAGGCCCAUAAUAUUGGUGAAACACUGCAGGAAAAGCUGGAGCAACUUGUUGAAGUUGAGCGAGCUUUCGUCCAUAUAGACUUUGACAUCACUCACAAGCUAGAACAUAAGACUAUGAUCAAAUCAAACUAACAUUUAUAUAUAUCUGUGGUGGUUGGCUGGAGUAAUUUUCAAAAUAACAUCUGCUUAACUCCUACUUACCAUAGUUUUUUUUGUUCAUUAUUCGCCAUAUUGGAUUGGUGGAGCUUUAUCAUCCGUGCAAGUUGAGAGCUUUAUCGUGUUUAUGUGUCCUUCACCUCUA
This is a messenger RNA of Lycium barbarum (goji berry), 1679 nucleotides long. RefSeq names its product metal tolerance protein 9-like. The transcript is spliced from 6 exons. Gene Ontology annotation, molecular function: monoatomic cation transmembrane transporter activity. Gene Ontology annotation, biological process: monoatomic cation transport; transmembrane transport. The record is from RefSeq and is a predicted model, not a curated record. Bases 269 to 1510 code for a protein of 413 amino acids. Gene Ontology annotation, cellular component: membrane. NCBI's taxonomy places the organism in Eukaryota, Viridiplantae, Streptophyta, Magnoliopsida, Solanales, Solanaceae.